CUAAUGCUUCAGAUACCCUUCCAGAGAUUUCAGCAGAAAACCCUUCAAAUAUAGAUCCUUUAACGAUAGAAGAUGAUCCAAUGGACCUUUGUAUAAAUAUUCCUAACUUAUAUCAUUUGCUCGAUUUGCGUAAAGAUAUGGGGUCUAAUGGAUUUGCGGUUGACAAGAUUAUUAUUGCUCAAAAUUCUUUAAAGAAAUUCUGUAACUAUAUGGUGCCAAACAGCUUUAAAUCAAUUUCUGAAAUUGAUUAUGCAUCUUUAAAUUCUAAAUUACUUAACCUUACUGGGAUCUAUGGAACUCGUGAAAGUAUCGCAAAAUAUUUGUUCCAAAAAAAUUUGAUUGAUGAACAAAUCCAUUCACAAUUAAUAAUCAGAGAUGAAAAUAAUACAAAAAAUAGACCAUCUCUUAAGACUGGCAUCUAUUUAUUGAUAAAAGAUAAUAAUGGAUUGGUUAUUCAUUGGCCUGAAGAGGAUUGUUACAAUGUUCAAGUUUCCAAUAAAAAAAAGAACAACUCAGUAACCCUUCAUAGAUAUUUUACAAAACUGACAGAUGUUCAUUUCUGUUUAUUGAGCAAAGAGGAACUUAUGACUUUUGAUUUUAAUCUUCGAAAGAAAUCUCUUAAUAAAGAUAAAGAAGAAGAAGACGACGGCGAUGAUGAUGAUAUCGAUAGUGAAUAUGCUGUCAACGAAAUCCAACAAGAUAAAACAGAUUUUAAUAUUUUUAAAGGAUUUGAACUUAAUUUGCCAGAAUCUAUAAACACCAAUUUGACUCUGCCUUCAAGUUUUCCUUCCACUAUUUCAAUAGAAUCUUGUCACCAUCAAUCAUUCCUUACCUGUCACAUAAAUGAACCUUCAGAAAUAUCUAAAUCCUAUGAACAUCCAAUUAAAUCUUCUGAAUUACAACCUUUUAUUUCGAACUAUUUGUACGAUAACGACAGUUCCAUUCAAAUCAGCCAAUCAAUCGAGUUUAAUAGUUUGAUCAGCUUAGCUAAAAUUCUUCAGAUUGAAAAAGAGCUUUUAGAUUCGUUUGAAAAAGAAAAGCGAAAAGCCAUUGACGAUCAUGAAGAAGCUAAGAAAACAAUUAUUGCCAUAGAAACUAAUUCGCUCAAAAAAAUGGUUGAAGAUAGAUUACUAAACAUUUAUGGGCAA
Messenger RNA from Racocetra persica, 1148 nucleotides. The record is from the annotation of a GenBank genome assembly. Lineage: Eukaryota; Fungi; Glomeromycota; Glomeromycetes; Diversisporales; Gigasporaceae.